This is a messenger RNA of Cyprinodon tularosa, 1436 nucleotides long. RefSeq lists its product as uncharacterized. The coding region runs from base 1 to 1407 and encodes 468 amino acids. The record is from RefSeq and is a predicted model, not a curated record. The transcript has 2 exons. NCBI's taxonomy places the organism in Eukaryota, Metazoa, Chordata, Actinopteri, Cyprinodontiformes, Cyprinodontidae.
AUGAGGUCGAUUUUGUGUCAACAACAGCUGAUAUUUGGACAGCUAACAAUAAAAGUUACAUCGGGGGUGACAUUACACUGGCUUAGUAAAGACACGUUAGAACGUAAAAAGGCCGCUUUAGCAUGCAGAAGAGUGCGAGGGAGACACACGUAUGACGUAAUUGGACAAGAAAUUGAAGACAUCCACUCGGCGUAUGGGAUUGGGAACAAGGUGGUUGCAACAGUGACAGAUAACGGCUCGAACUUUGUUAAGGCGUUUCGAGUUUACCAGGCUGUGUCUAGCGAUGAUGAGAUGGAGGAAGAGCCAAACCCCGAUGAUGACGUCACGUUUUUACCUAUGGCAGAACUCUUGUCAGCUGAGCAUGAAAGUGAUGCUGAGGCGCAGAUUGUGCUUCCUCCACACCACAGGUGUGCUUCCCACACAAUCAACCUAAUUUCCACAAACGAUGUGGAAAAAUAUUUAACAUCUAAUGCGGACAUUAAGGUUGUUUACAGGAGCAGCACAGCAAAAUGCUCAGCUCUUUGGACAAAAGCAAGUAGGUCCACCAGCGCAUCAGAGGCAGUAGAGGAAGUCAGUAGAAGAAAGCUCCUGGUACCAACCUCCACAAGGUGGAACUCAUUUUUUGAUGCUUUGAAGAGGGUUACAGAAAUCCCCAUGAAUGAGCUGAAUACUCUGUGCACAAAGCUGGGAGUGAAAUGCUUCAAAGAGAGAGAAUACCAAUUCCUUAAUGAAUACUGCACGGCCACAAAGCCCCUGACUGUGGCUCUGGACAUUCUCCAAGCAGACUGUCCUUAUGGAACUUUAUUACCAACACUGGAAGUCCUGAUGCAGAGGACCCUGGCUGUCAAAGAUGCCCUUUCCACCAUGACCGCAGGCCUUCCAGAUGCUAUAGUGCAGGCGGUCAAGACCCGGUUUGGUGAUCUCCUGCAAGACAGAGAUGCCCUUCUAGCAGCUGUGAGCUGCCCAAAAUUCAAACUCAGGUGGCUGAGAGAUGCCGAUAGGAGGGAGCAAGUCAAACAGCUUCUAACCGAAGAAUGCCGCGCAACUGCUCCUCCAAUACAGAGCUCUGCCAGUGUGGCCAACACAGUUGUCACCCAGGGUGAGAUGGACUUCUUCAAUUUUGAGGCAGAGCCAGAGGAGACCUACUCUGCAGAAAAGGAGGUCAUGAACUACCUGAGCUCAUCCCAUGAUCUGCAGAUCCUGCAUCAGUUUACAAACAUCAAGAAGAUCUUCAUGAAGUAUAACACUCCAACCCCAUCCAGUGCUCCUGUGGAGCGUCUCUUCAGUCUGGAGGGUUUGGUACUCACGCCAAGAAGAAAUAGACUGUCUGACCAGAGGUUUGAAAAGCUUCUGUUAAUGAGGUACAAUCAGUGGUUUACCUGCCCCACCCCACAGUUCCUUGCAUAAAUACAACUAAGUGAAGUCAUGAAUACAGA